Trichobilharzia regenti is the source of this 2028-nucleotide messenger RNA. The record is from the annotation of a GenBank genome assembly. NCBI's taxonomy places the organism in Eukaryota, Metazoa, Platyhelminthes, Trematoda, Strigeidida, Schistosomatidae.
AUGCAGUGUAAACUCUGCUCUCAGUCGGAAUAUCCCCAUACUUACUGCAAAGUGUACAAACCAGACUUGUCAGAACCAUUUGUGUGUCCACAUUUAAAUAGGCAGUCAGUCAUAUCUGAUCCCAAGACAGGUGCCCGGAAAUCACCUUUCACAAAUCGAUGUACUUCGAAAUUUUCUGAUGUACGUACUAUGAAGGAUUUAUUUGAAAAAGGUCUACAGAUUUCACGUUUUCGACGUUGUUUGGGAAGACGCUACAGUUUUGGUGAAUCCUUCGCGUGGUUGCAGUAUUUAGAAGUUGAUGAUAAAAUACAGGCUUUCGGAUCGGCCCUGGUGAAAGUUGCUGGUCAUAUUCCGUGGGGCGACAAUUGUGUUGGUAUUUAUGGACGUAAUUCACCUGAGUGGUUUAUCACUCAACACGCUUGCGCGGCGUAUGGCUUUCCCAUUGUUCCAAUUUAUGCAACUUUGGGCGAUGAAGCAAUGCAACAUAUUCUUAAACAAAGCGAGAUUCGAGUUGUCAUGUGUGACUCAGGAAGGGAGGCGUGUCAUAUCCUAGGACAGUUCUCUUCUUUGAUAAAUGUUGUUAUAAUUGCACACGAUGGUCCCAAGGUUGCAGAAGCCAAGGUUCGUUUUUCGGCCAAUGUCAGUGUCUACUUGUUUGAUGAAUUCUUGAAGGUUGGAUCGAAGUAUCGUAUUCCCAAAAUGAAUCCGAAACCCGAUGACUUAUACAUGAUAUGCUAUACUAGUGGAAGUACUGGUUUACCAAAGGGUGUGUUAAUUGAGCAUCAGCAAGUUGUUGAAGCUGUAUUUGCUAUUAUUGAAAAUACUGAAGAAAAAUGUUGUAACAAGUUUUCAACGCAUCUAUCAUAUUUACCAUUCGCUCAUAUUAUGGAACAAGUAAAUUCUUCUGUUGUGCUUAUCGAAGGUGCUAAAAUGGGAUUCUUGACAGAUACCGUUGAUGGACUAGUAGCUGACUGCGCAGCUCUGAAACCAACUAUGUUAACAGCUGUUCCUCGUGUCUUAUCACGAAUAUAUUCGAAAUAUCAAAAAGCUAUUGGUGGAUCAGCCUUGAAAACUCGUAUGUUUAACCAUGUGCUUAAGCAAAAGCUUGGUGAACAGAGACGAGGGAAAUUUAACCAUCAAAGUCUUUUGGAUACACUUUGCUUUAAAAAGCUUCGCCAGGCUCUUGGUGGACAGGUUUGUGGCAUAAUAACUGGUGGUGCACCACUCUUACCUGAAAUUCAUGAUUUUAUACGCGCGGUGUUUAACGGCCUCAUCAUUGAAGGUUAUGGUUCUACAGAAACUACUGGAGUCGUAACUCUUUCAGUUGUUGGAGAAUAUCGGACUGGUAUAUUGGGCUCUAUUGCAUACAGUGUAGAGGUGAAAUUGGCUGAUGUACCCGAUUUGGGUCUUGUUGCACAAAGGGAUAAUAGAGGAGAGAUUUGUGUUAAAGGUAGGGUAUGUACGAAAGGUUAUUACAAAGAUCCUCAAAAGACAGCUGAAUUAAUUGAUGCAGAUGGCUGGCUACAUACAGGUGAUAUUGGAGAAUGGAGUCCAGAAGGUGCACUGAAGUUGGUUGAUCGUCUUAAAAGUAUUUUCAAACUGGCUCAAGGUGAAUACAUAGCUCCAGAAAAAGUCGAAGCAAUCUAUCAAACCUGUAACCUUAUCAAUCAAAUUCUUGUUGAUGCAAAUUCAAAUUCCAGUUUUCUUGUUGCCAUAGUAGUGCCAGAUUUCGAUGAAUUGCGUGAAUUUCUUAGUAAAAGUGAACCUGGUUUGCUUAAUUUAUCUGAUCAAGAUCUUUGUCAACUUGAAAAUGUCAACCAAAUUAUUUUGAAUGCCCUACAUCAAAUUGCCGUUGAUAAAAAGUUGAAAGGAUUUGAAAAAUUGAAAAAGAUUCAUCUAACUCAUGAAGCGUUCACAAUCGAGAAUAGCUUGCUUACUCCGACAAUGAAAAUUUCCCGAAAUAAAGCUAGGAAGAUUUCACAUCAUCAGAUUGAUAUCGAUUUACUACAGUUCACCAAUAUACAGUAA